AUGCAUGCGUAUAUAACACAUUCUCCUUGUGAGAGAGGGAGAGUGGAAGAGAGAGAUAUGGAGAGAACAGAGGUCAUGACGUCAUCGUUCAUAUGGCGGCCAAACGCAAACGCAAACGCUGAGAUAACUCCCAGCUGUCCAAGAUGUGGAUCAUCCAACACAAAGUUCUGUUACUACAACAACUAUAGCCUCACUCAGCCUCGCUACUUCUGCAAAGGUUGCCGAAGAUAUUGGACUAAAGGUGGCUCCCUCCGCAAUGUUCCUGUAGGGGGUGGCUGUCGCAAAUCCCGCCGCCCCAAAUCCUCCUCUGGUAACAACACUAAAACCGGCCUAACCUCCAACUCUGGCAGCUCGGGUGGCGGUUCACCAAGCAUCGAUCUUGCUCUUGUUUACGCCAAUUUCUUGAAUCCAAAGCCUGACGAAUCUAUACUACAAGAAAACUGCGAUUUAGCCACAGUAGUCACUACGGAUUUUCUUGUCGAUAAUCCCACCGGAACUUCGAUGGCCCCUUCAUGGAGUAUGGACAUCAAUGAUGGUCAUAAUCAUCAUCAUUAUAAUAAUCAGGUUGAACACAUUGUCGAGGAAUGUGGUUAUAAUGGUUUGCCUCCGUUUCCUGGUGAAGAGCUUCUCUCUUUAGACACUAAUGGUGUUUGGUCUGAUGCUUUGUUGAUUGGCCAUAACCAAGUAGACGUUGGUGUGACUCCGGCUCAGGCUGUGCACGAACCGGUGGUUAAUUUCUCUAAUGAAUCCAAUGAUUCCACCAACCUAUUGUUCGGAAGUUGGAGCCCUUUUGAUUUCUCAGCCGAUGGAUGA
Molecule: messenger RNA, 813 nt
Organism: Camelina sativa (false flax)
Lineage: Eukaryota; Viridiplantae; Streptophyta; Magnoliopsida; Brassicales; Brassicaceae
Source: RefSeq, a predicted model, not a curated record